AGGGCAGGCAAAUCAUGGAGAGCUCGAGUCGCAAUGACUUCCAGGGUUAGGAGUUACGAAACCGCCAUUAUGCAUAUUCAGCUUAACUCACGUGAUUGAGCACGGGCUCUGGUCUUGGCGCGUAGCGACGGCAGGCUAUUUGCUCCACCCUGACGCUUGGAUGGUUGUGCAAGCGUUCAAGGAAGCUCGACAAGCCUUCUCCCGUCGCGACUGUUGAUUGAUAAAGUAACAAGCUGGUAAUCGAGACCUUGUCACCACCAAUUCCAAACAACACAUAUCCAGUUACGCGUUGUCCAAAUAAGUCAAGAUGAAGCUGGUCAGAUUUCUGAUGAAAUGCGCCAACGAGACGGUGACGAUUGAGUUGAAGAACGGCACAAUUGUACACGGCACUAUCGCCUCGGUCACACCCCGCAUGGACACUGCGCUUCGCAACGUCAAGAUGACCCCCAAGGGCCAGGACGCUGUGGCUCUGGAUGCCAUGAACAUUAGGGGCUCUACAAUCCGUUACUUCAUACUCCCCGAUUCUUUGCCGCUCGAUACAUUGCUAGUCGACGAUUCCGUGAAGCCCAAGAACAAGGCGAGAAAGGAAGCGGACCGCAGCGCCGGCGGCAGAGGUGGCCGUGGUGGCCGUGGCAGAGGAAGGGGAAUGGGUCGCGGCCGCGGUCGUGGCCGUGGCUAAGCGGAUCUCGUUUCUUUGGGAUCCGCCACGGCGUACGUCUCCCUGGACGACAGAAACGUGCGAAUUAGAUUCUUUUUUUUUUCAAAGACGAUACGAUGCUAUACUACGGUUAAUGGUGGAAUUUUUUCGGUCCUUUAUGCGUCCUUUGGUCGACCGGCUUGACCGUCUUGGUUGGGAAGAUCAAGGCCAGCCCGAAAUAACGUCCGGUGGCGACGACACGACAAAAUCGACGAUGAGUGCGCUUCGCAAAAUCGAGGCGCAUCUCCCAGAUCUUUACUUGAGCGACACUCGAGAUUCACCUCAUUCGCAUCGAGUGUUACACACAUAAACAC
Neurospora hispaniola is the source of this 1011-nucleotide messenger RNA. RefSeq names its product small nuclear ribonucleoprotein Sm D1. Gene Ontology annotation, cellular component: U5 snRNP; spliceosomal tri-snRNP complex; U1 snRNP. The transcript has 3 exons. Gene Ontology annotation, biological process: RNA processing; spliceosomal snRNP assembly. The record is from RefSeq and is a predicted model, not a curated record. Bases 308 to 679 code for a protein of 123 amino acids. Gene Ontology annotation, molecular function: RNA binding. Lineage: Eukaryota; Fungi; Ascomycota; Sordariomycetes; Sordariales; Sordariaceae.